AUGCACUCCCUUCUAUGUUCACAAGAUAUCUUAUCCCAAGUCUUCGGACAGCUCGUGAACGAGCUUGACAACAUAAGAGACGGCGAAGAGGAGAGGAAUGAGAUCCAGAAAUCUCUCCUACGUGGUACCAUGCUCCAUGCUGCUCUGACGUGUCGGACUAUGCAAGAACCCGCUCUGGAUGCGCUAUGGAGAAUAUUGGACUCGUUACACCCCAUAUUUCGGCUCGUAAACGGGUUCGGCUCGGUCCAUGGGAAUUUUACGCUGAUCAAAGGGGUUACGGAGGAGGAGCUUCAGCGCGUCCGAAAGUAUUCGGGUCGCGUCCGUAAGCUCUUUUACGUCGGCUACUAUGAACCGAUCCAUCCUGUUGCGUACCUAAGACUAGCCCAGGCUCUAGGGUCACCGAUACUGCCUCUGCUUCGGGACUUAACAUGGUCCUCUAGAGAUGUCGGCCUGCAGCUUCCCUCGCUUGUUACGUCUACUCUCGUGAACGUCAAUAUACGGCUAUUCAUAUCGGAAGACGACGACGACGAUGACGAGGAUAGGUUCAAGCUGGCCCAUUCCGUAACGCAAACGCAAGCCCUCCAGAUUGUUGUGGAAGACCUAGCAGACAAGGUACCGCAUAUUCAAGAGCUCGUACUGGAGAACUUCAGACCCGGAGUGUCCCUCUACACCGUGCGGAACUUCACACGCUUGAGAAGCCUCCGUAUCGCCACGGACGUCUAUUGGCAGUCUUAUAACGCGUUCGUAUCCAUAUCUUACAGUGAUUUGCUGGCAUUGUCCCAGAUGGGCAGCCUCUCGGAACUCUCUGCCAACGUCGACGAUACGGAUGUGCUGACCACUUCGAGAGCUCUUUCGUUCCGAUCCCUACGGGUCCUCAAGCUCACAGGCCAUUUGUCGAAGGUCAUCGCUGUCCUGAAGUUGGUGCAGUCGAUCCCUCUCCAACGUAUCGAUGUUUGUCUGGGCGGCGGCGAUGCCCCGCAGCAUGAUUGGUACCAAAACUUUUUCCGCUGCAUUAGCUUGCCAAGCUUGCGCCACUUAUUUGUCGAGUUCACAUAUGACCUGCAGAAGCAGAAUGUACGCGCUGGUGUCGUUCUGGAUGUCCGGACCAUUAUACCCCCGCUCCUCGUAUGCGCACAGCUGACGCAUUUCGAGAUUGAACUGAGUAGCCACGCAGAGCAACGAGUGCUGAUGGACGAUGACGACUUGCUUCAAAUGGCUCAAGCGUGGCCGCACCUGGAGUAUUUUUGCUGGAACUUUGCCUACGACAUAUCCCGCAUACCUACGGUCCGAGGUUUGCAUGCCUUUGCAGCUCAUUGCCCGCGUCUGCGAACUCUAAUGAUCGCCUUGAACGGCAAUGUCCCCUUUCCCGAGGCCAAUAAAGCACCCGAUUCGCAACAUGAUCUGAAAAGGCUUGUCGCAUAUGGGCCCGAUUUGGGGGAAAUUACUGAUACUGCGCAGUGGGUGUACGCGCUUUUUCCGUCCGUGGAGGACAUCAUGGAACGCGGGAAAUGGCCACAGGUGCUGAAAAUCGUCCAAGCUUUCCGGAGAAUGAGAGCAGUCCACGGUUGA
Messenger RNA from Gloeophyllum trabeum ATCC 11539, 1569 nucleotides. RefSeq lists its product as uncharacterized. NCBI's taxonomy places the organism in Eukaryota, Fungi, Basidiomycota, Agaricomycetes, Gloeophyllales, Gloeophyllaceae. The record is from RefSeq and is a predicted model, not a curated record. Bases 1 to 1569 code for a protein of 522 amino acids. The transcript is spliced from 2 exons.